AUGGAUUUUGUUAUGGGACUCCCUCAUACACAACAAGGAGUCGAUUCUGUUUUGUUUGUGGUUGACAAGUUUUCUAAGAUGGCGCAUUUUAUUGCUUACAAGAAGACUGCAGACGCUUCCAACAUAACCAAACGGCUUUUCAGGGAGGUUGUGCUGUUGCAUGGUGUUCCUAAAUCUAUUAUGUCAGACCAUGUCACCAAAUUCCUUAGCCACUUUUGGAUAACCUUACGGAAGAUGUUUGGUAUGGACUUGAAUCGUUGUAGCACCGCUCAUCCGUAG
Molecule: messenger RNA, 279 nt
Organism: Prunus armeniaca (apricot)
Lineage: Eukaryota; Viridiplantae; Streptophyta; Magnoliopsida; Rosales; Rosaceae
Source: the annotation of a GenBank genome assembly